CAGUGCAGGAAAACGUGCCACACAGUGACACACACACAUACACGCACACACAAACACGCACACACACACACACACACACGAACCAGGCAGGCAGCUCAACGCGGACCAGCAGCAGCAUCAUCAGAAAUGUAAAAGGUGGAUUAGAAAAUAAUGUGCCUCGGCUCAUCGUCAACAUGUUCCCGGGAGUUUUCUAUGCACUGCUGGCGGGUUUCCUCGGGGCCGUGGCGUCGUCGUCGGCCAAACUGUCCCUCGGAGCCGACUACCUGAAGGGAGUCUGCGAAACCGGACUCCGGACGUGGGGAGAGCAGCGGAAAUUUAGACAAGCGGACGAAACUACCGCCUGCGACCGGCUUCAUAUCCCUCUGAGGCUGAUGUGUGGCGGGCUGCUUUUCACCUGCAAUGCUGUGAUGUGGACCUUCCUCGCCAAAGCACUCAGGUACUCCUCUUCCUCCACCCAAACCACUGUGACCACCACCGCCUCCAACUUCAUAUCUUCCGCUCUUCUGGGCCAGCUGAUCUUUGGUGAAGCCCAGAUAACGUUGUGGUGGGUCGGGAUCUCCCUGACCUUCUCCGGUCUGUUGGUACUGCAGAGGGUUUCACCGCAGGAUGGGCAACACGACGCAGGCGCCAAGGACGAAUAAUAUGUCUUGUCUCCACUAGAGUUCAGCCUGGCUCCGGCUGGCUGUGGAAUGAGGUGUGUUUUAGGUCAGCAUGUCCUCUGAUUUCAACAUCUAGCCAAAGAAAAGUGAGAUCUUAUGAGAAGAAUUUCCAGUUUUGUAGUUAAUCCUCCCCCAAUUACCAGUUUUAUUGACUGACUUGUUUCCUGAUUAACCAAAUGCCACUUAAAUUGCAUCCUUCCUGAUGAAGAAAAAAUGCUUUAUUUGUAAUGUUACUAUUUAUCUGUCAGUUUUCUUUGCAUGUAGGCAGAGAAACACUGUUCUAAAAUUAGAGGAGAUGUUGGCCUUUAGCCAGUAUGGCCAUGACACAGCUACAGUCUGGCUAGUGGAGACAAGCUAAUGGAUGCCUGCGUCAAGCAGACGCUCUAAAAUCAUCUUUGACCACUCCAAUGAAGCAAAAAUUAUACUAGCUUUACGUUUUGUUUGGGGAGUUUUUCAGUCAGUGGCAGCACAACAACUCACGGGCUAACAGAACAGAUGCGAAGGAAGGGAAAAGAGUAGACUAAAGGGAAUAAUUAUACAUUUUGGGAAAUGCACUUAUUUGCGUUCCUACUGAGAGUUAGACAAGAAGAUUGAUACCACUCUUUUGUUUGUACGGUAUAUAUGAAGCUGGUGCCAGCGUCUGGUUAGCCUAGCUUAGCAUAACAAGUGGAAGAGGGAAACGGCUAGCCUGGCUCCGUCUGAAGCUAACAAACUCUGCCUACCAGCACGUUUAAAGCUCACAAUUAACAUGUUUGAUCUUGUUUGUUUAAUUCCAACAUCCAUUUUUUACAAUUCGGAUUUCAUAUGGAUUAAACAAAUGUUAUUAGUUUACGGCAGAGACAGGCUAGCUAAUCCAGUCUUUGUGCUAAGCUAAACUGACCAAUCCCUUGGCUGUUGCUUCAUAUUUAAAGGACAGACAGGAGAGUGGUAUUAAACUCUCGGUAAGAAAGUGGAUAUGUGCAUUUCUCAAAAGCUAUACCUUUAAAGGAGGAGACAGAUAAUACUAUAUAUUUCUUCAUGGGCAAAUGGCAUCAUGUACUUUGAUGUCACCAUCACUCAGAUCACCAAAGCUUUCUUAAUUCUCACAUUUCCUUAAGUUACUCUGACACUCACUGUAAACAUCCUACACUGACGUUGCAUCUUAUGCAUGCUCAAGGUGAAUAAUAAUGAAUGAAGCACUUAGCUGACAAGUAAUAAUACUAAUGUAGCGCUGAAAGGCUCGUGCCAGGCUCUUUUUUCUCUUAUUUGUCUUUCUUGACAGCUUGAACCUCAAGAUAUGAGCAGGACACGUGUUUUGAGGGAGCUGCUCCUCCACUUUACGAUAGACGUGUGCACGUUCCUACUGAGGCCUGAACUCAAAAUAUCUCACACCAAAGCAACCUGGUCCAUAUCAGAGCGACGUCCCUAUGAGCUGCUUCUUGUUAUUAAACACACAAUCUUGUGAUAAAAUGUCCAAACUGUGUCUACAGCGUUAAGACACAUCACAUGGCCUCUUCAUUGCCUGUUGAGCUUUAAUGCGCCCUGCGUUUCUGAUUAUCCAUUAUCCUGUCCAUCGCCCAUCGUUUGCAAUACCAUUAGACUUCCUUUAUAUCUCAUAACACUGUGAUGUGUGUAACAGCGAGGGAGCUUUGAGCGUGGAUAAUUGAACAUAGGCAAUGGCAAUAAAUGCUGCUAGAGGGACGUUUCUGUAAGCAUGAAUCAAGCUAAGUAAGUAUACUGUAGUAUACAGUGGUUUGUCUAAUGCUUUAUUGAACAAUAUUGUGUGAUCACACUUUGCAGUUGUUUGGAUACAUAUCAUAAUAUGAAUGCGUAACGGUAGCUAUUAUGCCUGUGUGUAAUAUUCCACAGCAGCAACGCACAAAUAUAUCAGAUGUCCUUCCAGCUGCUGCUGUGCAGGUUUUGUACCAUGUGAUUUCACAUGCAUCCCUAUCAAUGUGACUGCAGUGAGAAUGUGAUUAUACAGCGCUCAAGCUAAAGGCCGGCUUCAGCAGUGGAUAUCACUCCCAGCCACGCUGAAGUGAAUUCAGCUGUUUGUGCCUACCAGUCACAUCCUGGGUGUGUUGCAUUACCUUUUGGGGGGGAAAUUACGCUUAUUCGCUUUCUUGUCGAGAGCUUGAUAAGAAGAUUGAUACCACUCUCGUGUCUGUCCGAUUAUUAUAUAAGUGGAGCUAGCUGUCACUUAGCUUAGCUUAACUUACUCAAGACUGAAAAAACGGCUAGCCUGGUUUUGUCCAAAUGUAAUAAAAUAUACCAGCACCUCGAAUGAACAUGUUGUAUAUCAAGUUUGUUAAAUAAAGUGUAAAAGCACUGUGAGGUUCGCCAGGCAACCAGCUGAUUAGCAAACAUGUUGUAUAGUGAGCUUUAGAGGUGCUGGUAGGUGAAUCUUGGUAGCUGUUCUUUUCCUGUUUACCGUCUAUAUGCUAAGCUAAGUCAACCAGUAUAGCUUUGUUCAUACAAAUAACAAGUUGUGGUUUCAUGGGAGGUUUUAAGCCAUACUAUUUCUUGGCUGGGAGCAGUUUCCAAGUAACCCGCAGAGACUGGUGAAGAAAUAGUUCGGGACAUAAACCACAAUUUUACAUUUUUACGUAGAAUUUCUGGUGCAGAUAACACGUGUAAUGUGAUAAGGACAUAUAAUGUGUUGAUUUGUGAGCUUUCGGGAUGCUGGUAGGCGGUAGUCAGUUAGCUGACAGGUAGCCGUGCCCCCCUUUAACCUUUCGUCUUUAUGCUAAGCUAACUGGCGGCUGGCUGUAGCUUCAUAUUAACAUACAGACAUGAGUGGUAUCAAUCUUCUCAUCUAACUCUCAGCAAAUAAGUGAAUGUGAAGUGUAUGUUCCAAAAUGUCAAACUAUGUUUAACAUUAAUCUGUGCUUUUGACUCCGAAGGCUUUUUUGGUGCCUGGCUUCUCCCCCAGUUAACGGCAUGAUACGAGGGUAAACCAUCUACCUGUGAACCCAAUCUCACUGUAAUAUAACCAGUCGGAGCUUUGCAGUAGCCACAUUUAUAGCUCUGUGACAGCCGCAUGGCCCUAAGGUGUGAUGUACUUGUAUAUCCGUGUGCACAUAAACUGAAGAUGUGGUCGUACAGAGAGAUUAGAAAACCACUCAAAUACGCGCGUGUCACGUUGGCGACUUCAUGUGCUGCGCUGCAAGAAAACUACAGUAAAUAUUUCAGCACUUUUAAAUCAGUAAAGUUUUGACCUAAUGUCUUGGUAGUAUAAUGGAAAAGAGACAGAUUUUGCAGUAGUUUGUUGGUACUCUUUAACCUAAAACAUGUGCAGAUCAGUCAUCGCUUCAAUCUGAAGGCUGCUGCAAUGACAAAUUUAACAUUAAGUUAGACUUCUUAACACAAAUCGAGACGGUUUGAUUAGAGGGAGUGACUGUUUUUUUUCUCCGAUAUAAACUGUUCAUAAUGUGUCUUACAUAUUAUGUGAAAAACAUUUGUAAAAGUGUAAAUAUAUUCUGUUAAUAGGAAACACUUAAACAGAUGUGUAAAUUGACCAUCCUCGCUGAGAGAAGAGACAUUACAGAAUUAUUAAAUAAACAUCUCAUCUGACAAACAAGA
Messenger RNA from Anarrhichthys ocellatus (wolf-eel), 4220 nucleotides. It is a transcript of the gene tmem42b, whose product is annotated as transmembrane protein 42b. The record is from RefSeq and is a predicted model, not a curated record. The transcript is spliced from 3 exons. NCBI's taxonomy places the organism in Eukaryota, Metazoa, Chordata, Actinopteri, Perciformes, Anarhichadidae. The coding region runs from base 174 to 641 and encodes 155 amino acids.